AUGAGCGACAAUAACAAUAACAUUGGAGCUCAAUACAAUAAAGGCGUGAAGUAUUUGCAGACUUCUCAGGCAGUUGCCACAACCCAGAGGCAGGCAGUUGCUACAACCCAGAGGCAGGCAGUUGCUACAACUCAGAGGCAGGCAGUUGUUACAACCCAGAGGCAGGUAGUUGCCACAACCCAGAGGCAGGCAGUUGCUACAACCCAGAGGCAGGCAGUUGCUACAAUCCAGAGGCAGGUAGUUGCCACAACCCAGAGGCAGGCAGUUACCACAACCCAGAGGCAGGUAGUUGCCACAACCCAGAGGCAGAGGCAGGCAGUUGCUACAAUCCAGAGGCAGGUAGUUGCCACAACCCAGAGGCAGGCAGUUCCCACAACCCAGAGGCAGGCAGUUGCCACAACCCAGAGGCAGGCAGUUGCUACAACCCAGAGGCAGGUAGUUGCCACAACCCAGAGGCAGGUAGUUGCCACAACCCAGAGGCAGGCAGUUGUUACAACCCAAAGGCAGGCAGUUGCUACAACCCAGAGGCAGGCAGUUGCUACAACCCAGAGGCAGGCAGUUGCUACAACCCAGAGGCAGGCAGUUGCCACACCCCAGAGGCAGGCAGUUGCUACAACCCAGAGGCAGGCAGUUGCUACAACCCAGAGGCAGGCAGUUGCCACACCCCAGAGGCAGGCAGUUGCUACAACCCAGAGGCAGGCAGUUGCUACAACCCAGAGGCAGGCAGUUGCCACAACCAAGAGGCAGGCAGUUGCGACAACCCAAAGGCAGGCAGUUGCUACAACCCAGAGGCAGGCAGUUGCUACAACCCAGAGGCAGGCAGUUGCUACAACUCAGAGGCAGGCAGUUGUUACAACCCAGAGGCAGGUAUAG
This is a messenger RNA of Bolinopsis microptera, 873 nucleotides long. Its product is annotated as coiled-coil domain-containing protein 8 homolog. The record is from RefSeq and is a predicted model, not a curated record. Bases 1 to 873 code for a protein of 290 amino acids. Lineage: Eukaryota; Metazoa; Ctenophora; Tentaculata; Lobata; Bolinopsidae. The transcript is spliced from 3 exons.